Drosophila suzukii is the source of this 2285-nucleotide messenger RNA. It is a transcript of the gene HBS1, whose product is annotated as translation elongation factor EF-1alpha (GTPase) HBS1. The record is from RefSeq and is a predicted model, not a curated record. Gene Ontology annotation, biological process: translation. Gene Ontology annotation, molecular function: GTPase activity; GTP binding. Lineage: Eukaryota; Metazoa; Arthropoda; Insecta; Diptera; Drosophilidae.
UCGAAUCGCCCGAUGUAAAUACCGCAAAAUACCAAACCUCCAAAAAGACAGGCACACCUGAGCGCACCUCGAAAAUAUUUUGAUGAAAUUCUGACCCUUUUCUGAAAAUUGUGAAAUACAGAGUACUCCAAGAUGUCGCGCCACAGAAUAGUGCGCACCAUGGACUACAACGACGAGUACGACGGGUACGACGACAUCUACGGCCACUCGGUGGAGGACGACCACCUUAGUAUCUCGCCCACGGAUGCCCAGCAGUGGCUCUACGAUCGAGCCCGUGGCCAGCAGAGCAUUUCGGCCUUCAUCAGCAAGAACAAGGACAUCCAGGAGGAGGAGGACGACGAGGACGAAGAAGCCGCCUUCGAGAAGGCCCGCCGUGACUCUGAGAGCUUCCAGAUGCCGCAGCUGGACGAGAUCGAGCAGGCCAAGCUGAGCUCCUGCGUGGACGAGGUGCGCAGCGUGGUGGGCGACGCCGUCUCCGAGCGCCGCAUCGUGGAGACCUCCAUGAAGUUCGACUACGACAUGCAAAAGAUCCUAGACGAGAUCUUAAACGAAGAGACUGCCAAGAAGUCGUCUGCCAAGCCCGCUGCGAGUCGGAUCAAGGUGCCCGCUGCUCCCGCUCCAGUGCUGCCCAAAUCCACCAGCAAAACGGCGCCCACGCCGCCGCCGAAAAUCAGCCUUAAGGAGCCGCGCCGAGGAUUUGAAAUACCCUCGCCCAAGGUGCCCUCAUCGCCCUCGGUCUCGGGCAGAAACACUCCCGUCGACAUUGGCGGCGACGACAUCUCUCGCAACUCGGCGACUCUCUUCAAGGUCUCAAAGGAGCAGGCCCUGCGCAAUGCCCGCCAGCUGUAUGAGAAGGAGCGGGCCGACCAGAAAAGCCACAUCCACAUGAUCGUCAUUGGGCAUGUGGACGCCGGGAAGAGCACCCUGAUGGGACAUCUACUCUACGACACCGGCAACGUCUCGCAGCGCGUGAUGCACAAGCACGAACAGGAGUCAAAGAAGCUUGGCAAGCAGAGCUUCAUGUACGCCUGGGUGCUGGACGAAACGGGCGAGGAGCGCGCCCGCGGUAUCACCAUGGACGUGGGCCAGUCGCGCAUCGAGACCAAGACAAAGAUCGUCACACUGCUGGAUGCUCCAGGGCACAAGGACUUUAUUCCGAACAUGAUAUCCGGUGCUACGCAGGCGGAUGUGGCUCUCCUGGUUGUGGAUGCCACCAGAGGGGAGUUUGAAUCCGGCUUUGAGCUCGGCGGGCAGACCAGGGAACAUGCCAUCCUUGUGCGCUCCCUUGGCGUUAACCAGCUGGGCGUGAUCAUCAACAAACUGGACACCGUAGGCUGGUCGCAGGAGCGCUUCACGGAGAUUGUGACCAAGCUAAAGUCCUUCCUCAAGCAAGCAGGCUUCAAGGAGUCCGAUGUGAGUUUCACGCCCUGCUCCGGACUGACCGGCGAGAAUCUCACCAAGAAGGCCCAGGAACCCGCCCUGACCAGCUGGUACAGUGGUCCGCACCUGCUCGACGUCAUAGAGAAAUUUAAGAUCCCCGAAAGAGCCAUCGACAGACCGCUGCGCAUGUCCGUUUCGGAUAUUUACAAGGGCACUGGUUCGGGAUUCUGCAUUUCGGGUCGAGUGGAAACCGGAGUGCUGUGCCUGAAUGACAAGGUACUGGUGGGCGCCAGCCGGGAGCAGGCGCAGGUCAAGUCGCUGGCCAUGAACGACUUCCCACAGACUAGUGUUUUCGCCGGCGAUCAGGUCUCCGUCACCCUGCCCGCCCUGGACAUUAACAACGUCGCCGUGGGUUGCAUCAUUUGCGAUCCCCAGACGCCCAUUCCCGUGACCACCCGAUUCCAGGCUCGCAUUAUCGUGUUCAACGUCAAGGUGCCCAUUACCAUGGGAUUCCCCGUGCUGCUGCACCACCAAUCCCUUAUAGAGCCCGCCGUGGUCAGCAAGCUGACCGCCUCGAUCCACAAGAGCACCGGCGAGGUGGUCAAGAAGAAGCCACGCUGCCUGGGGAACAACUCGUGUGCCCUUGUUGAGUUGGAGACCAGCAGACCCAUCUGCAUCGAGCGGUAUGCUGACUUCAAAGAGCUGGGACGUGUGAUGCUUCGCGUGGCGGGCGUCACCAUUGCCGCUGGGAUGGUCACCAAGAUACGCUAGGGCAACGACCGUGCUGAAUUUUGUACGAAAUUUUAGUUAGAUAUUACCUUAUGUUGUUUUGCUAAAUAUACAUAGUUUAUGUGAAUUGAUUAAAUCGAAAAAGACGUUGAAGCGGUGGAAUUGACACGAAGGAA